GUCGUCCACGCAAGUCCAAAUCUGGGGUGGAGGAGUCUGUCUCAGACUCUCAGUAAAGUUUAAGUUUAGGCAGCUGAGCCUGAGAGCCCAGUCAUAUAUUGCCAUCUCCCAGAUUCGUUGACUGUUUAAAUCUCGCCGGCAGAAAAUGCUAAAUCCUCUCCGGCGUUGAAAGGGCAAAAGAAAUACUGCGCGGACUAUCAGGGGGGAAGACGACGAUGUCGCCGCCGGCUUCUCCAUGGUGGCGCACGGCAGUUUCCGUUAUCGUCUUGUCUUUCCUCUUCAUCUCUCCGGGCACCGCCAUCUACUGCGAUGAAGACGAUUGCUACGAUUUACUCGGGGUCACUCAGAGCGCCACUGUGUCCGAAUUAAAGAAGGCUUACUACAAGCUCUCGCUGAAACAUCACCCGGAUAAGAACCCUGAUCCAGAAUCGAAGAAGCUCUUUGUGAAAAUCGCAAAUGCCUAUGAGAUUCUGAAAGACGAAGCUACAAGGGAGCAGUAUGAUUAUGCAAUUGCACAUCCGGAGGAGGUUUUCUACAACACUGCUCGGUACUAUCAUGCUUAUUAUGGUCACAAAACGGAUCCUCGCAUAGUCUUGGUCGGGCUUCUUCUACUGCUCUCAGGGUUUCAGUAUCUGAAUCAGAAGUCUAGGUACCAGCAGGCAGUUGAAAUGGUGAAGAAGACACCCGCUUACAAGAACAAGCUACGAGCUUUGGAACUUGAACGUAGUGGAGGGCUUUCAUCUAAGAAGAAGAAUAACAGGCAGAUGGACAAAAAAGUAGAGGAAGAUCUCAGCAAUGAGCUUCAGCUGGACAUAAAAGGUGCUCAUCAACCCUGCAUCUGGGAACUUAUAGGUGUCCAAUUUGUCCUUCUACCUUACACCCUUGGGAAGUUGUUGCUGUGGAAUGGCUGUUGGUUAUGGAGAUACAAGGUGAAGAAAGCUCCAUAUGCUUGGGAAGAUGCUUCUUAUCUAACUCGUAGGUCGCUGAGAGUGCCUCUUGAACAAUGGGGAAGCAUCGAUGAAUCGACAAAGGAAGAUCUUGUUCAACGACGUCUGUGGGAGAAGUCGAAUUUCGAGAGCUACGUAGCUGAAAUGCGCAAGGACUCGAAGCGCAGGAGAUGAACAUCAAUGUUGUAGUAGCUUGCUUUAUUUAUCUCUUCCAUUGGAGGGCUGACAAACCAGCUGACAGCACACACAAAAUUUUGUUAGUCAGAUACAGUAUACAUACACGAGCAUGAAGCAUACUGUAACUAAGAUACUGCUGAGUGAGUCCAUUUGUACUGCUACGGAAAUUUCACUUCCUAGUUAUUUCAUUACUUCAACUUACAAGGGAUUCUGAACUCCAAAACUAUAUAGUCAUUAGUAUGUGAGACCAAUGAGUUACAUCUCAUGUUCAGUUAUCAGUCUUGAUGAUUCUUUUUGCUGAUGUUCUUUGGCCUGUCUAAUGACAAAUUGGAGUAUUGCAGAGAUCUAUAACGCGGGCAGUGAAUUUGUUUGUCCUUUUUACAGGGACAAGUCCGAGCCAGAGUUGAAUGAUUGUGAUAUGUCGUAUGUAUGAGACGAGUGAAAAUGAGUGUUUAUGAUGUGCUCUCGUUUUUUGUGAAUUUUAUCUGUUUGAUUUCCUAUCGAACUAUCAAUUCGUCACAUAUAGUGUUACAUGCAGACUCGAAGAAUGAAGUCAUUUUUCAUGGAUAUCUAUCUGAUUAUCGACCUUAUUAUUAUUAACUGAUAAAACGAGGUGAUCAGC
This is a messenger RNA of Linum trigynum, 1746 nucleotides long. The record is from the annotation of a GenBank genome assembly. NCBI's taxonomy places the organism in Eukaryota, Viridiplantae, Streptophyta, Magnoliopsida, Malpighiales, Linaceae.